CUUGAUUGGGUGCCAGUAAAAUUCCAACUUCAAUUCUUGAAGUGCUCGCAACUUUCAAGUUUCAGAGAAACUGAGACGAAGGGACUGGUGGCAGGUGGUGUACGGUGGGCAGCAACCUUGCGGCACUUGCUCCUUUCAGGACACUCAUUCGCUGCCUUUCGAUACCUCACACAUGGGCGCCGCAAUGCAGGCGGACGUCUUAGCAGCGCUUGGCGACGAUGCCAAGUUCUUUGUGGAGAAUGCAAACGGGCGGUUGCAUUGCACCCUCACAAACAUCGACCUGCUCCCAGAUGCAGACAGUGUGACCGCGCAUCUGCACAGCAAGCGCUUCAAGGCAGCCAAGGUGGAGGCGGGACUGAAGCAGUUUGGGCCGUACAUUGUCACGAGCCCUGAGUAUCCGGACAAGCUGCAAUGCACACUCACUGGCGUGCUGAUCAACAAGAAUGAGGACGCGGUCUGGAAGCACAUAAUGGGGAAGAAGUUCCAGCGGCGCCUCGGCGAAAAGGAGGCCGAGAAAGCGGCCAAGAAAGGCAACUCGAACCCCCCUGGUCCAUCUAAACAAGAAGCCGCCAAAACCAACCCCCCUGAACCCUCUCCGAUGGUUCCUGAGGCUAAGCCGGAAGCAAGUUCUAGCAGUGAAGAGGAGGACGACGAUGAAGAAGGGGGGUUCUGGAUACCCCCACCAGGGUCGCGGAGGGACGAGGACCGAGAGGAGGAGACAGCUGCAGGGGGGGAGGACGUGGUCAUGGAAGAACCAGACGACAUUGGAGGAGCAAACGGCCAUGCGUCGUCAUUGAAGGAGGCAAACGGCGGCGGCAAACGAAAAUCGAAGUCUUCGAAGGGCACCGCGUCCAGUAAUGGGGACAAACGGACGACCAGAUCAUUGGGGCCAGCAGAAAACGCACCACAGAAAAAGAAGCGGAGACCUCAGGGCUAGAAUUAGCGAUUGCGAACAAAUUGUCAAUCUAGGAGUCGGCGCCUGCAAAAUGAAGCCGUUCGUCGAUAUAAGCAAACGAAGCUGUCGGGAACGCUCUGAUUGACAAGCCAUGCGCCCCUGAUGACCGUUGAAGGUUUAUAAUGUGUUCAAGAUCAGAAAGCUGCGGCAGCUCUUCCUGAUGCGUGCUUUG
Messenger RNA from Klebsormidium nitens, 1127 nucleotides. Lineage: Eukaryota; Viridiplantae; Streptophyta; Klebsormidiophyceae; Klebsormidiales; Klebsormidiaceae. The record is from the annotation of a GenBank genome assembly.